AUGUCAACAUGGUUAUCAUGGCGUGUCAGAAGAAUCAAGCGUUCAUCAACAUCACCGUCACCGUCGCCGUCACCUUCACCGUCACCAAAGCCAUCACGAUCCCGUUCAUGCAGAUCAUCGUGUUCUUCCUUCAAAGACAUUGAAACGCUCCUUCGACCCGAAUCCGAAUCACCAUCUCCCAAAUCUCCCUCACUCUUCCGCCGCCUUCGCGUCGCCUCACACUCUCUCCUCCGCUCGUUCAGCUCACGCGCCGUUCCCUCCUCCCUUCCUUCGCCGCCGCACUCCGACCACUCCUCUGUCGUCCUCUACUUCACCAGCCUCCGCAUCGUCCGGCGCACCUUCGACGACUGCAAGGCUGUCCGCUCUAUUCUCCGAGGCUUCACCGUCGCCGUCGACGAGCGAGACGUCAGCGUCGACGAGCGGUUUCGCCAGGAGCUUCAGGAAAUCCUCGGGCGCCACAACGUGCCGCUGCCGAGUGUGUUCGUCGGCGGCACCUACAUCGGCGGCGCCGACGAAGUGAGGAAGCUUUACGAUAGCGGCGAGUUGCAGGAGUUGAUCGAACGGUUACCGAAGUGUCAGGGAAAAGCGUGCGAAGCGUGCGGAGGUCUGAGAUUCGCUGUGUGCUAUGAAUGCGAUGGAAGCCACAAAGUGUAUUGUGAGAAGAGUGGGUUCACAAACUGUUCCUCUUGCAAUAUCAACGGUUUGAUUAGGUGUCCUGCAUGUUUCUUCGUGAACUCGCGACCCACCAAAUAA
Molecule: messenger RNA, 753 nt
Organism: Abrus precatorius (Indian licorice)
Lineage: Eukaryota; Viridiplantae; Streptophyta; Magnoliopsida; Fabales; Fabaceae
Exons: 1
Coding region: 1-753 (250 amino acids)
Source: RefSeq, a predicted model, not a curated record